Molecule: messenger RNA, 954 nt
Organism: Porites lobata
Lineage: Eukaryota; Metazoa; Cnidaria; Anthozoa; Scleractinia; Poritidae
Source: the annotation of a GenBank genome assembly
UCAGAAAAAAUCAAACUAUCUUCAUCAAACAAAGUUCACAACUUCACCUCCACAUCACUGCCGCCUGAUGCCAUCUCUUUACUCAACAAAGGAACUAACUUCAUCCCUACCACCACUACGCCAAGCAUCUCUUCUCUCCAAAAGACCAUCGAAUCUGAAGUCAACACAGCUCUCUGUUCCCUCAUCCGCAAGAAAAACCACACCACCAAGCUCAACUCAUCUAAAACUUCCAAAUCACUUCUCCGUUUCCAUCCUUACCGCAAGCAGAUGCAUCCGCUUCCUUUACUACAACAAGAACAAUCACGGCCUCACUUCAACCUUCACCUCAUUGACUAUGUUCACAAUACUGUUUCUUUCACUAAAGAAUUUUUGCAACCUGCUAAAUUGCGUUCUAUUAUUUAUCCUAAAUUAUGUAACACCCUCCCACACACCACAUCUUACAUUACAAACGUACAGAACGACAAUGGCGUAAUACUUACAGUUUCUGACAAAAACAUGGGUUGGGCUUUUGUGCCUACUUCAUGGUUCUCCACCGAAUACAAACGACAUUUCUCCGACCUUUCUACCUACAAACGUAUCGACAACUUUAACUGUAAACAAACUAUCACUAACUCCCACACACUACUUGGCCAAUUCAAAAAACGAUUCUCCACUGUUAUCACUAACCAAGACAACUCGCGACUGUUGGACCCCACCCCACAAGACAGACUACAACUACCCUACAUGAAACUACUACCUAAAGUACACAAACUCGACAAACCUGCAUCAUACGACAACCUAAACAAACUAACUGGUAGACCUAUUAUCACUGCGCACAGCUGGGUAACAUCCAACCCCUCACGUCUACUGGGGACUGAACUAGGCAAUAUUAUUUUACAACUGAAAAACCUUUUUGAAGAACGAAACAUACCAUACCCAUUGAUUUACAACUCAUAUGACUUACUGCUUUUAUUA